GCGCGGGGCUGGGAUUAGGGCCGGGGCGAAUGGCUGGCAAUCUUACUGGGAUUACAGAACAAAGAGAGAACCUCCCAGAGCCCGGGCUCGGCUUCGCGCUCGCUCCGCGCCCCGCCCUCCGCCGCAGCCCGCGCCGGGGGUGGGGGCCCCGCGCAGCCCCCGGCCGGCCGCCCGCACCGCGUCCGCCCUCCUUCCCUCCCUCCCUCCGCUGAUCCUGUCCCCCCCAUUCCCGGAUUAUUAACUCGGCAACCAGAGGCGACUGGAUCCACCGAGUCCUGGCCACCGGGCCGGGGCCGGGGCGCCCGGAGCGCUUGGGGAUCCUGCAAGGUGACCAUGGCCUUGCUGGGGAAGCACUGUGACAUCCCCACCAACGGCUGCGGGUCUGAGCGCUGGAACUCCACCUUCACCCGCAAGGACGAGCUCAUCAACAGCCUGGUGUCCGCCUUAGACUCCAUGUGCUCGGCGCUCUCCAAGCUGAACACGGAGGUGGCCUGUGUGGCUGUGCACAAUGAGAGCGUCUUCGUGAUGGGCACCGAGAAGGGACGGAUGUUUCUGAACACCCGGAAGGAGCUCCAGUCAGACUUCCUCAGGUUCUGCCGGGGACCCCUAUGGAAGGAUCCAGAAGCAGGACACCCUAAAAAGGUGCAACGCUGUGAGGGUGGUGGCCGGAGCAUCCCGCGGUCCUCACUGGAGCAGUGCUCGGAUGUGUACCUGCUGCAGAAGAUGGUAGAGGAAGUGUUUGAUGUUCUUUAUAGUGAGGCUAUGGGCAGGGCCAGCGUGGUCCCUUUGCCCUAUGAGAGGCUGCUCAGGGAGCCGGGGCUACUGGCUGUACAGGGACUGCCCGAGGGCCUGGCCUUCCGGAGGCCAGCCGAGUAUGACCCCAAGGCGCUCAUGGCCAUUUUGGAGCACAGCCACCGAAUACGGUUUAAGCUCAGGAGGCCUCCUGAUGAUGGUGGGCGGGAUGCAAAGGCGCUGGUGGAGAUGAACGGUAUCUCCCUGCUACCCAAGGGGUCCCGAGACUGCGGUCUGCAUGGCCAGGCCUCCAAGGUCACUCCCCAGGACCUGCCCCCCACCGCCACCCCAUCCUCCAUGGCCAACUUCCUGUACAGCACGUCGAUGCCCAACCACACCAUCCGGGAACUCAAGCAGGAGGCGCCCACCUGCCCGUUGACCCCCAGCGACCUGGGCUUGGGCUGGCCUGUGCCUGAGCCCCAGGUCCCCAGUGCCCAAGAUUUCUCCGACUGCUGUGGACAGAAGCCCGCAGGACCUGCUGGGCCUCUCAUCCAGAAUGUCCAUGCUUCCAAGCGCAUCCUCUUCUCCAUUGUCCACGACAAGUCAGAGAAGUGGGACGUCUUCAUCAAGGAGAUGGAGGACAUCAACACACUGCGGGAGUGCGUGCAGAUCCUGUUUAACAGCAGAUACGCGGAAGCCCUGGGCCUGGACCACAUGGUUCCUGUCCCCUAUAGGAAGAUUGCCUGUGACCCCGAGGCUGUGGAAAUUGUGGGCAUCCCGGACAAGAUCCCCUUCAAGCGGCCUUGUACUUAUGGGGUGCCCAAGCUGAAGCGGAUUCUGGAGGAGCGGCACAGCAUUCACUUCAUAAUCAAGAGGAUGUUUGAUGAACGCAUUUUCACAGGGAACAAGUUUACCAAAGACCCCGUGAAGCUGGAGCCAGCCAGCCCACCAGAAGAGACUUCCACAGAGGUCUGUAGGGACGCUAUGCUGGACCUGGCUGGGACUGCUUGGUCAGACAAGAGCAGCAGCGUCUCUGAAGACUGUGGGCCAGGAACCUCAGGAGAGUUAGCAAUGUUGAGGCCCAUCAAAAUUGAGCCAGAGGAGCUGGACAUCAUUCAGGUUACUGUCCCAGACCCUUCACCAACUUCGGAGGAGAUGGCCGACUCACUGCCUGGGCAUCUGCCCUCGGAGGAUUCCGGUUAUGGGAUGGAAAUGCCGGCUGAUAACCUAAAGGUGUGCUCUAUAUCAAACCCAAGACCGUGCCCAUCCCCGGGAAGCACUCUCCAGCUGACCUCCAUCCCCAGCCCUGUGUGUAUGUACAAAGGCCCCAGUGAGGAGCCAUGGCCAGAAGAGAGGCCGGCAGAAGAAAGCCCUGGUGAUGUGAUCCGGCCCUUGCGGAAGCAGGUGGAGAUGCUGUUCAACACGAAAUAUGCCAAAGCCAUUGGUACCUCGGAGCCAGUCAAGGUACCCUACUCCAAGUUCCUGAUGCACCCUGAGGAGCUGUUCGUCCUGGGACUGCCCGAAGGCAUCUCCCUUCGCAGACCCAACUGCUUUGGGAUCGCCAAGCUUCGGAAGAUCCUGGAAGCUAGCAACAACAUCCAGUUUGUCAUCAAGAGACCCGAACUGCUCACCGAUGGUGUCAAAGAGCCCGUGAUGGACACUCAAGGCAUUUCCCCACUGCCCCUGUUGGGUUUGCCCCCUCGAUGCCACCUGAGACCCCAGGUGCUCCCCCCUCACCUGCCUUCUCUCCCCACCCCACCCCCAGAGAGGGACUCCUGGGACCGUCUCGUGGACGAGACCCCGAAGAGGCAGGGCCUUCAAGAAAAUUACGACACCAGGCUCUCGCGGAUCGACAUCGCUAACACGCUUAGGGAACAAGUCCAAGAUCUGUUUAACAAGAAAUACGGUGAAGCCUUGGGCAUCAAAUACCCAGUGCAGGUACCCUACAAACGAAUCAAAAGCAAUCCAGGCUCCGUCAUCAUCGAGGGCCUGCCUCCCGGGAUCCCAUUCCGCAAACCCUGCACCUUUGGCUCCCAGAACCUGGAAAGGAUCCUCUCUGUGGCUGACAAGAUCAAGUUCACAGUCACCAGGCCGUUCCAGGGACUCAUCCCAAAGCCUGACGAGGAUGACGCCAACAGGCUCGGGGAGAAGGUGAUCCUCCGGGAGCAGGUGAAGGAGCUCUUCAAUGAGAAAUACGGAGAGGCCCUGGGACUGAAUCGGCCUGUGUUGGUCCCUUACAAACUGAUCCGGGACAGCCCAGAUGCCGUGGAGGUGAAAGGCCUCCCGGAUGACAUCCCCUUCCGGAACCCCAACACCUACGACAUCCAUCGGCUGGAGAAGAUCCUGAAGGCCAGAGAGCAUGUACGGAUGGUUAUCAUCAACCAGCUCCAACCUUUUGCAGAAGUCUGCAAUGAUGCCAAGGUGCCAGGGAGUUCAGGAGGCCGGCACAGAAUGGCCCCCAGCAUCCGGCCUCAGCAACUGUUUCUUCCACCAGCCAAAGACAUUCCCAAGCGCAAGAGGAAGCGGGUCUCGGAAGGCAACUCGGUCUCCUCCUCUUCCUCCUCUUCAUCCUCAUCCUCUAACCCAGAGUCUGUGGCAUCCACCAACCAGAUCUCCCUCGUGGUAAAGUCACGCAGAUCCGAACUUCACCCCAGUUCUGUGUGGCCUGUGCCCCACCCUCGGGCAGGGCCGCCCACAGCUCCAGGAACCGGGAGGCACUGGGCUCUGAGAGGGACUCCACCAACCUCAGAGGUGCAGGCGCACCCACUGGCUUUGCCCACGAGAUAGACGGAGGGGUCUGUGCCAUCAAUCAAUCGGCGCAGGGCUUGAAGUGUGGGUGUUACCAGCGGUGUGUGUAACUGAGGACAGCGGGAGCCAGAGGGUAGACGGUCACAUGACAGAACUCAACCUCCGUCAUCUGUCGGCCAUGUUGCUGAGUUUGGCCCCUUGCCUGAUUCAAAGGAAAACCUAUGUAAAGCACUGGGUGUGGUGGCUUAUGCCUGUAGUCCCAGUAGUGGAGACGGGGAGGAUCAGGGGUUCAAGGCCAGCUUGGGCGACAUGAGACUCCGCCUCAAAAGAAAACUGCUAACCAGGGGGCUGGGGGUGUGGCUCAGUCAGCAGGAUGCUUGCCUUGCGUGCAUGAAGGGCUAGAUCCCCAGCAUCGCAUAAACUGGACCUGGUGGCAUACGUCUGUAAUCCCAGCACUGGAGAGGUAGAAGCAGGAGGAUCAGAAGUCAAGAUCAGCCUCAGGACAUGAGAAAUUUGAGGCUAGCCUGGGUUACAUUAGACUGUCUCAACAGAAA
This is a messenger RNA of Peromyscus maniculatus bairdii (prairie deer mouse), 4034 nucleotides long. It is a transcript of the gene Gtf2ird1, whose product is annotated as GTF2I repeat domain containing 1. Gene Ontology annotation, molecular function: DNA-binding transcription factor activity. The record is from RefSeq and is a predicted model, not a curated record. Gene Ontology annotation, biological process: transcription by RNA polymerase II. Gene Ontology annotation, cellular component: nucleus. NCBI's taxonomy places the organism in Eukaryota, Metazoa, Chordata, Mammalia, Rodentia, Cricetidae.